GCUCCCUGUCAGUCUGAGCUCAGGGCGCAAGCUCCGAGCACGAUCGCCUGUUUCCGGUGACGUAUAGCGACAGCGCGGGAACCGUCAGUAGAGUCUGAGUAGAAACGGGAUGAAGGUUUAUUUCUGCGGCAGCAUCCGCGGCGGGAGGGACGACGUGCACGUGUACCGGAGGAUCGUGCACGCGCUACAGAGCUACGGGACCGUAUUGACCGAGCACGUGAGCAGCGCCGAGCUCAGCGACAGAGGUCAGAGGUCACACACAGAAAACUCAUAUGCUCAUAUGAACAAAGGAGAGAACAAUGCAGCGUCCGGGGACCAGGCCAUUCACAACCGAGACUUGGAUUGGCUGCGUCAAUCUGAUGUGGUUGUUGCCGAGGUGACGCAGCCGUCUCUGGGUGUUGGCUACGAGCUCGGUCGAGCCGUCGAUAUGAAGAAAAAAAUCUUCUGCCUGUUUAGACCAUCGUCAGGACGAAUCCUGUCGGCCAUGAUCCGAGGAGCCACUGACGUCGAGAACUUUGUGGUGCGAGAUUACAGCAAGGACGAGGUGGAGAAGGUUCUGGAACAGUUCUUUAGUAGCCUGAAAAACUGAAAGCAGCUGUUCCAGAUGUGCAUCACCUUCCUAAAUAAAGUGAAGCCCUGUGAUUGGUCCAUGUCUGUUAAAAUCAAAGCAAUUUCUUUUCCAAUUGAGAUCGUGAAUGUUCUUGUGCUUUUAAUGUGAAGGGACAUGCUUCACGUGUCUCUGAGGAUAUUUCUUGCUGAAAUGGUCAUUAUGGUUCUGAUGGUUUCAGGUGAUUCUCUUCUAUUUUUUUCCUGAAACUGUUAAAUUCAAAGACUCUGAUUUGGUUCAUACUUAAUGUAAAAGUUCAAAGGUCCCCCUGCAUUAAAAUACUUCGGACAGUC
Molecule: messenger RNA, 900 nt
Organism: Haplochromis burtoni (Burton's mouthbrooder)
Lineage: Eukaryota; Metazoa; Chordata; Actinopteri; Cichliformes; Cichlidae
Gene: dnph1
Product: 2'-deoxynucleoside 5'-phosphate N-hydrolase 1
Exons: 4
Coding region: 110-589 (159 amino acids)
Biological process (GO): deoxyribonucleoside monophosphate catabolic process
Cellular component (GO): nucleus
Molecular function (GO): 5-hydroxymethyl-dUMP N-hydrolase activity
Source: RefSeq, a predicted model, not a curated record